Messenger RNA from Lasiodiplodia theobromae, 1983 nucleotides. Its product is annotated as Zn 2cys6 cluster transcripitional activator. Gene Ontology annotation, molecular function: DNA-binding transcription factor activity, RNA polymerase II-specific; sequence-specific DNA binding; zinc ion binding. The record is from RefSeq and is a predicted model, not a curated record. The transcript is spliced from 5 exons. Gene Ontology annotation, biological process: positive regulation of transcription by RNA polymerase II; DNA-templated transcription. Lineage: Eukaryota; Fungi; Ascomycota; Dothideomycetes; Botryosphaeriales; Botryosphaeriaceae. Bases 1 to 1983 code for a protein of 660 amino acids.
AUGUUUCCAGACGACACCGCGCCAGACAGCGCUCUGAUGGUGCUUGAGACGCCGCUGCUGCGCGUCAGCCGGCCCGUCGCCGCCUGCUCGAGAUGCCGCAGCGCCAAGGUCAAGUGUGAUGGCAAGCUCCCCGCCUGCACCGCCUGCGAAAAGGCCAACCGCGCUGCCGAGUGCUCCAGCACCAACGACCAGUUCGCCCGCGGCAAGGAGCGCAGCUAUGUUGCCACGCUGGAGGCCCGCGUCGAGAAGCUGGAGAAGCGCCUGCAGGAAGCCCGCUCGCGCCGCCACUCGUCCGUGACCAUGACCGAUCCUGAUGUCCACCACACUCCCCGUCCCGCGCCCUCGCCCGAGGCCUCCAAGGCCACGGACAAGGCCGCUCGCCGCAAGGAGGAGGCCGACAUCAACGACCUCGUCUCUGACUUUGGGCUGCUGUCAGUCAACGCCACAGCCCGCGAUUUCUACGGAUUUACUUCCGCCAUGUCCUACGCUCGCCUCAUUCUGUCUGCCUCGUCCAAGGAGCCCUUGCCCUCGGGAAUGGCCAAAAGCCUUCCCCCACGAUAUGCCAUCACCCCCCAGAUCCAGCAUUACCUCAACACCAUGUUCGUGCUCCUGCCCAUCCUGGACGAGACCAGCUUCUAUGGCUCCGUCGACGCCGUUUACCAGCCCGACCAGCGUACCGCCUCUCCCAUCGAUAUCUGGACGCUCCGCAUGGUCCUUGCCAUUUCGUCCAUCAGUUACUCGGAGCAACGCGGAGAUGUGCAUUACAGUGAUGCUAUAGGUCACGUCAACGCAGCUCUCGAGCAUGCAGAGGCUGUGCUCCGGCCGGGCUCUGUUGCGAGCAUACAGGCCAUGUUGCUCCUGGCACAGUACUCGAUGCUCGAUCCGCAUCACUUCGACAGUUGGACCUUGGUUGGCGCUGCGUCCCGGGCAAUGGUUGACCUCGGGAUGCACGUGGAUCCCUCAAAGAGCGCCUCGAUGAGUAAGCCCAAACUUGAGCUUCGAAGGCGCGUAUAUCAUUGUUUGUAUGCCAUCGACAGGGAAACUUCAUUGGUUCAAACCAGGUCCUUUUCGUUCUCCGAUGACUCGGCCAACGUCGCACUUCCGUUCUCUGGCAGCGGGUCUUCUGCCUUGAAGACGGCUUCGUUGAACCAAUGGGACCCUUACCCUCGUCUGUGGAAGAUUUACAAUUCGAUGGCGUCCUGGUUCACGAAACUUUCGCAGAAGAUCUCGCCAGCCUCCCGUACCUAUUUCGAGCUCGAGCUUCUUUACAGCUACGUCUACAUACUCUCGCCAAGUCCACGCUGCCCCAGGAUUGGCGACUAUGCUCAACGGCUUAUCGUCGAGCAUUGCGCCACGUAUUCAUCAAGGCUGCUAGCAGUGUUGUCCGAGGAAUCGAAUGAGAAGAUGCCCGUCACGUUCUAUGACGCUAUGAGAGCGUACAUGACUGGUCGCCAGUUUGUGGAUGUGCUCUCGAGGAACCAGGAGUCACUUUUGGAGGGCCCACGUCCGAUAGCAUCACGAGCAACGUCUACAUCAACGACCGACGAUUACCUAGAUCCUAUGUCAAGCGGUAGUGACACAUUACCGCCACCAUUCCCGGAAGCGAGAGGCGGAAAUAAUGAGAACCAGGUGGUUAAAGCCAUAAAUACCAUCAACAACUUCUCGGCUAUCCUAGCGCGCCUAGGAAACCGCUUUGGUUACAUCAAUUGGCGCGACCGGUUCCAGCAGGAUGCGGCGGCUCUAUUGACCCAACUUUACGUUCGAUCACAGCAACAGAAACAAGAUAUGAACAACGGCUACCAACAGCUUAGCCCCGGAUGGCCAGCAUCCAGCGGAGCGUCGAAUCGGAGGAUCUAUCAGCUUGGGCAGGCGACGUCUGCAAACUUGGCUGCGAGCACAACGGUAGCAAUGGCUGACGAUAUGGGUCUAAAUACUGCGUGGGAGACAUUACCAGGAGGAAGCAUGAACGCCCGGUUUUCAUGA